This is a messenger RNA of Amblyraja radiata (thorny skate), 1889 nucleotides long. RefSeq names its product deformed epidermal autoregulatory factor 1 homolog. Gene Ontology annotation, molecular function: DNA-binding transcription factor activity, RNA polymerase II-specific; DNA binding. Lineage: Eukaryota; Metazoa; Chordata; Chondrichthyes; Rajiformes; Rajidae. The record is from RefSeq and is a predicted model, not a curated record. Gene Ontology annotation, biological process: regulation of transcription by RNA polymerase II. Gene Ontology annotation, cellular component: nucleus.
CGGCGGGACGAUGGAGACGAAGGGGCUCGGCAUGGAGGCGCCUGAAGUGACGGCGGUUUCGGUGAUGGCGGAGGAACAGAUCGCCAUGGCCGAGCAGCUGCCGAGUGCGGACGAGGGCGGCUUCGCAGAUGUGACAACGGUGACUGUGGGGAGUAUGACUGGAGCUGCCGAUAAUGUGUUUACCACAUCAGUUGCAAACGCAUCCAUAUCAGAGCAUGUGCUGUCAGGCAGGACCACGCUGCAGAUUGGAGAAGGACUGCCCACGGACAAGGCAACGUUAAUUGUGGUUCACACCGACGGCAGCAUUGUGGAAACAACCGGCCUCAAAACACCCAACGCACCCAUCACACAAGGUCCACAGACGCCAUCCACUCCUCUGACACCAGGUCCCGACAAAGAUGGAACAAAGUACAACUGGGAUCCUUCUGUGUACGAGAAUGAGUUACCAGUUAGAUGCCGAAAUACCAGUGGGAUUCUGUUCAAGAACAAGCUUGGUUCCGGAGGCCGUGGGCGUUGCGUUAAACACGGUGAAAACUGGUUCACUCCCACGGAGUUUGAAGGGAUGGCAGGUCGGGCCAGCAGCAAGGACUGGAAAAGGAGCAUCCGUUAUGCUGGCCGGCCUCUGCAGUGCCUGAUACAGGAUGGCAUUCUAAAUCCACAUGCAGCAUCCUGCACCUGUGCUGCCUGCUGCGACGACAUGUCUCUGACUGGCCCGGUCAGGCUCUUCGUUCCCUACAAAAGACGCAAAAAGGAAAAUGAACAAAGCACGACUCCGGUUAAGAAGGAAUCUCCCAAGAACAUCACACUGCUCCCUGCGGCCACAGCGACAGCCUUUACAAUGACCCCAGCUGGACAGAUCACUCCGUCCGGGACCCUGGCCUUUGAGCGGUCGUCCACCACAGAUGCCACAGCCAUUAUUGCAGAUGGUGCAGCCCAGGGAGAUGUCUUCACCAAUACCACAGUGCUAGCCUCACUACCGGCCCUUGCAGUAGACCCCACCAACGCCCACCAGGUCAUCUUGCCCAGCGCGCUGGCCGGGCUAGAGGUGGUGGAGCAGCGGAGCUGGCUCUACCUGGAGGAGAUGGUCAACUCCUUGCUGGCCACAACGCAGCAGCUGAAGACCUUGAUCGAGCAGGUGAAGCAUGCCAGCCUCGCAUCCAAGGAUGGAGCCAUCGCCCAGGCCAAGCUGCAGGCCGACACCGAGAGGAAGGGGAGCCUGUACCAGAACCAGCUGCCGUUCCACUCCACGGACGAUGUGGAUGAGAAAACUGAGAUCAUCAUCAAGCAAACCUGUGUGAACUGUGGCCGGGAAGCGAUGAAUGAAUGUACGGGAUGUCACAAGGUUCAUUACUGCUCAACGUUCUGCCAGCGGAAGGACUGGAAGGACCACCAGCAUGUGUGUGGGCAGCCGACAACACUCACAAUGCAGGCAGAGGAGGUGCAGGUGUCAGAGGUCGACGUGGUCAAGGUCAAGGUGUGACGGUGGAUUGGUGAAGCUGCCAGACCCCAGCCCAGUCCGCAGAGCACGAUGGGGUUGGAUCGCCAAUGUCCAGUUGUCCAGGGAGUGGAGUGAUAUUGCAAAAGGCCGGAGAUGCCCGCAGAGAGGAUCCCAUCGACUGACCACUGCCCGACCUUGUUCCUGCCCCUUAACCUCAAGCUGGGUGCAAGUUACCGAUCACGGGCUGUGAACACGCGUGGGACACGGACUGAUGACCUGGUGCCACAAGCUCUACACUGGGUGGAAGGUGGACUGACCAGGGGGGGGGGGUGGAUUGGAUUGGCACAGAGGUGGGUGGGGGUGUGGAGACCAUCAGGUGAAGGUGAAGUAUGUGAAAACUGUGGCAGGACAGGCCUGCUGCUCCGAUCCUGCUCCUGGUCUGUUCCUGCUC